Hermetia illucens (black soldier fly) is the source of this 432-nucleotide messenger RNA. RefSeq names its product ataxin-8-like. The record is from RefSeq and is a predicted model, not a curated record. The transcript is spliced from 2 exons. Bases 1 to 432 code for a protein of 143 amino acids. NCBI's taxonomy places the organism in Eukaryota, Metazoa, Arthropoda, Insecta, Diptera, Stratiomyidae.
AUGUCAUCAGAGGAGGAGGGAGCCAUGGGCCCUACAUCGGUAGAAGGAAAUUCGAGCCUGCUCAGCAAGAUUGCAGAGCUCGAACAAGAAAAGGCCGCCAUGGCCCCACAAUUGGAGUGCCAGCUGGCCCUCAUAAAACAACUGCAGCAGCAGAUGGCUGAUCUGCAAGCAGCCAACAUGGCCGGGAAGCAGCCGGCGCAACAAGAACAACAGCAGCAGCUACUUAACCAUCAACGGCAUCAACAGCAGCAGCAACGGAAACAACAGCGACAGGAGCAGCAACAACAACAACGACAGCAACAGCAGCCAGAAGAAGAUGACGGCAUGUGCCCGGAGGUCAUCAUCGAGGAGGAGGAAGGAGACCCCUUCAAUUUCGUCGUCCGAAAAAAGAAGGCAUCAAAUAAGACUAAGGUUCAACUAGCAGCUAGCUAG